Molecule: messenger RNA, 228 nt
Organism: Fonsecaea multimorphosa CBS 102226
Lineage: Eukaryota; Fungi; Ascomycota; Eurotiomycetes; Chaetothyriales; Herpotrichiellaceae
Product: conidiation-specific protein 10
Exons: 2
Coding region: 1-228 (75 amino acids)
Source: RefSeq, a predicted model, not a curated record
AUGGCCGACAACCAGAACCCCGGAAACUUCGCCAACCGCCCCAAGGAAGAGGUCCAGGAGAUUGCCUCCAAGGGCGGCCAGGCCAGCCACAGCGGCGGCUUCGCCAGCAUGGAUCCCGACAAGCAGCGAGAUAUUGCCUCCCAGGGCGGUCAGGCGUCGGGCGGUUCCUUCGAGAAGGGUAGCGAGAAGGCCGUCGAGGCCGGUCGCAAGGGCGGAUCUUCGUCCUAG